ACAGUGCUAGCUCAACUGACAGUUUUGGUAAACGAAACUGUUGAAGUGCCAUGCGAUCUGUCAACACGCGGAAUGGCUGAUGUCGCUUUGAUCGUUCUGUGGUACCGUGGGGCGUCUGCAGCACCGUUCUAUAGCUAUGAUCUAAGGCCUGUGUCUGGCGGUAGACACUGGAGUGAUGAGACCGUGUUUGGACAACGUGCCCAUUUUGAUUUAAAAGCAAACCCACCUAGUCUGAAGAUUAAUCCCGUACGACCGGAUGAUCAAGAUACCUACAAGUGCAGGGUGGACUAUGAGAGAGGACCAUCAAGAACUUCUACCGUUCAUCUCUCCGUAAUCGUGCCACCCUCACCUCCUGUUGUUACCGAUGAAAGUGGAUCUCUAGUUGAAGGCAGCGCAGGACCUUACCUUGAAGGAGGAAGAGUCGUUCUAACUUGUAAAACCAUAGGAGGUCGUCCGUCUCCCACUUUAGUAUGGCUGAGAAAUGGACGGAUGGUUGAAGACUCAUACACAGUAGACCAUCGUGGGCAAGUAAGAAACCUGCUGCACCUAGAUAACUUGUCACGUGACCUCUUUAAUGCCUCGUUCACCUGCCGGGCGUCAAACAACAAUAUCACGGAACCACUUGACACUUCAGUGACUAUAAAUAUGACAUUGGCACCUUUAACCAUAUCUUUGGUGAAGGUUGCUGGACCACAGGAGUAUGUAUCUGCUGGCGUGACUGAAGAACUUGAGUGUUCGUCUGCAGGAAGCAUUCCAGAACCUGUCAUAUCGUGGUGGAGAGACGGUCGGCGUAUUCCAAAUCCAGUUGCAAAGGAAAACCAUGAAAUAAAAUCUGGAAAUGCAUGA
This is a messenger RNA of Penaeus monodon (black tiger shrimp), 846 nucleotides long. Its product is annotated as hemicentin-1-like. The record is from RefSeq and is a predicted model, not a curated record. The coding region runs from base 73 to 846 and encodes 257 amino acids. NCBI's taxonomy places the organism in Eukaryota, Metazoa, Arthropoda, Malacostraca, Decapoda, Penaeidae. The transcript is spliced from 6 exons.